AUGGCUCCUCUACCUAUUAAGUUCACGGAGCUUGUUAAUUUAACAAAUGUUGAUAUCGCGCCGGCAUCAAUUGGAUUCAACUCAUGUACUCUAGAAUCGGACCACUUCGUUUGCAUCCGGCAAAAGCUCAACGAGGAAGAAAAGCCUCAAGUUAUCAUCAUAAACCUCAAAAAUAACAAUGAAGUCAUUAAACGGCCGAUCAACGCGGACAGUGCUAUCAUGCACUGGGACCGAAACAUCAUUGCUCUGAAGGCCCAAGGGAGGACAAUCCAGAUCUUCGACCUGACAGCAAAGCAGAAGCUCAAGUCUGCAGUCAUGAAUGAAGAUGUUGUCUACUGGAAGUGGUUCAGUGAAAAGAACCUAGGCUUGGUGACAGAGACUUCCGUCUAUCACUGGGAUGUUUUUGACCCCACCCAGUCCCAGCCGCUUAAGAUCUUUGAUCGGCUCCCUAACUUGAGUGGAUGCCAAAUCAUCAACUACCGCGUCAACGAUGAUGAAAAAUGGAUGGUGGUAGUUGGAAUUAGCCAACAGCAGGGGCGUGUCGUGGGCUCAAUGCAGCUCUACUCCAAAGAGCGUGGUAUCUCACAAUUCAUCGAAGGACACGCAGCUGCAUUUGCUUCCAUCAGAGUUGAGGGCUCUCCUCUGGAGCAUAAGCUCUUCUCUUUCGCUGUUCGUACGCAGACCGGUGCGAAGUUGCAGAUUGCCGAAAUCGACCACCAGGAGCCUAACCCUCGGUUCCAAAAGAAGGCCGUUGAAGUAUAUUUCCCCCAGGAGGCAGUCAAUGAUUUCCCCGUCGCGAUGCAGGUGUCCAAGAAGUACGACAUCGUGUACCUGGUCACUAAAUAUGGCUUUAUUCACCUCUAUGACCUCGAGACCGGUACCUGCAUCUUUAUGAACCGAAUCUCCAGCGAGACGAUCUUCACCACUGCUCCCGACUCCGAAUCGGCUGGCCUGAUUGGUGUGAACCGUAAGGGUCAAGUAUUGUCCGUCAGCGUCGAUGAGAACACUGUUAUUCAAUACUUGAUGGAGAACCCUGCCAUGUCGGGGCUUGCAGUUAAGCUCGCAUCUAAGGCUGGACUCCCCGGUGCGGACCACCUUUACCAGCAACAGUUCGAUAACCUCAUCGCGCAAGGCAAUUAUUCCGAAGCUGCAAAGAUCGCCGCCAACUCUCCCCGUGGAUUCUUGCGGACGCCAGAGACAAUCAACCGCUUCAAGAAUGCCCCGCAGACCGGACAGCAAAUGUCUGUCAUUCUCCAGUACUUCGGUAUGCUGCUGGAUAAGGGAUCUCUUAAUCGACACGAAAGUAUUGAGCUCGUCCGCCCCGUUUUGCAGCAGAACAGAAAGCACCUGCUGGAGAAGUGGAUGCGCGAAAACAAGCUGGAGGGCUCCGAGGAGCUUGGAGAUAUUGUUCGACCUUACGACAUGAACCUGGCUCUAAGCAUCUAUCUCCAAGCGAAUGUUCCCCAAAAGGUCGUCGCUGGGUUUGCCGAAACUGGCCAAUUUGACAAGAUUCUUGCCUAUUCCAAGCAAGCUGGAUACCAGCCCGACUAUACCCAGCUUUUGCAACACAUUGUCCGCGUGAACCCGGAGAAGGGUGCUGAGUUUGCCUCCCAGCUUGCUAAUGAAGAGAGUGGUGCACUCAUCGACUUGGACCGUGUCGUGGAUGUUUUCCUGUCCCAGAACAUGAUCCAACAGGCCACGUCGUUCCUGCUCGAUGCCCUUAAGGAUAACAAGCCUGAGCAUGGGCACUUGCAAACCAGAUUGCUUGAGAUGAACUUGGUCAAUGCCCCACAAGUUGCAGACGCCAUCCUUGGUAAUGAGAUCUUCACUCACUAUGACAGGCCCCGCAUCUCCCAGCUUUGCGAGAACGCCGGUCUUAUUCAGCGUGCACUGGAGAACACUGACGAUAUUGCCGCGAUCAAGCGCAACAUUGUCCGUACUGAUAAGCUGAACUCUGAGUGGUUGAUGAACUACUUCGGCCGUUUGUCCGUGGAGCAGACUCUGGAUUGCAUGGACACGAUGCUGCAAGUGAACAUCCGUCAGAAUUUGCAAGCUGUUGUCCAGCUUUGCACCAAAUUCUCUGAUCUCCUGGGCCCUGGCCAGCUCAUCACCCUUCUUGAGAAGUACCGUACUGCCGAAGGUCUUUACUACUAUCUGGGAAGUAUUGUGAAUCUCAGCGAAGACCCUGAGGUUCACUUCAAGUACAUCGAGGCUGCAACUGCUAUGGGCCAGACGACCGAAGUAGAGCGUAUCUGUCGUGAGAGCAACUACUACAACCCAGAGAAGGUCAAGAACUUCCUGAAGGAAGCCAAAUUGACCGAACAGCUUCCAUUAAUAAUUGUUUGCGAUCGCUUUAACUUCAUCCAUGACCUGGUCCUUUACCUUUACCAGAAUCAGCAGUUCAAGUCCAUUGAAGUCUAUGUGCAGCGCGUGAACCCCUCCCGUGCUCCGGCUGUCGUCGGAGGGCUACUAGACGUCGAUUGUGAUGAGAGCAUCAUUAAGAAUCUUCUUUCGACUGUCGACCCAUCUGUGAUCCCCAUUGAUGAGCUCGUUAACGAGGUAGAGACCCGGAACAGACUGAAGCUGCUUCUGCCCUUCCUCGAGGCGACCCUUGCUACUGGUAACCAGCAGCAGGCCGUUUACAACGCCCUCGCAAAGAUCUACAUUGACAGCAACAACAACCCGGAGAAGUUCCUCAAGGAAAAUGAUCUGUAUGACACCUUGACGGUCGGAAAAUACUGCGAGAAGCGUGAUCCAAACCUGGCGUACAUUUCGUACCGUAAGGGCCAGAAUGAUCUGGAGCUCAUUAACAUCACCAACGAGAACGCCAUGUACCGGGCGCAGGGUCGUUACCUUGUCGAACGGGCUGACCCUGAGAUUUGGUCGUUUGUCUUGAGUGAGAACAACGUGCACCGUCGGUCUCUCGUCGAUCAAGUCAUUGCAACCGCCGUACCUGAAUCGACGGAGCCUGAUAAGGUGUCGGUUGCUGUCAAGGCUUUCCUCGAAGCCGAUCUUCCUGGCGAGCUUAUCGAACUACUGGAGAAGAUCAUUCUUGAACCGUCGCCUUUCAGCGACAAUGGCAGUUUGCAGAAUCUGCUGAUGUUAACCGCAGCUAAGGCUGACAAGGGACGUUUGAUGGAUUACAUUCACCAGCUCAAUGAAUUCAGCCCCGAUGAGAUUUCAGAGAUGUGUAUCUCGGUAGGCCUGUACGAGGAGGCAUUCGAAAUCUACAAGAAGGUCAACAACUAUAUCGCCGCUGUCAAUGUUCUCGUUGAGAAUAUCGUCAGCAUUGACCGGGCGCACGAGUUCGCCGAACGUGUCGAAUUGCCGGAAGUGUGGAGCAAGGUUGCUAAGGCACAGCUGGAUGGACUUCGUGUUUCCGAUUCCAUUGAAUCCUAUAUUCGUGCUGGUGAUCCCUCGAACUACAACGAGGUUAUCGAAAUCGCCACUCACGCCGGCAAGGAUGAUGAUCUCGUCAAGUAUCUGAAGAUGGCCCGCAAGACCUUGCGUGAGCCCGCCAUUGACACCGGCCUGGCGUUCUGCUAUGCUCGCCUUGAUCAACUUUCGGAACUGGAGGACUUCUUGCGGUCCACUAACGUUGCCGACGUUGAAGCGUCUGGUGACAAGGCUUACGAAGAGGGUUACCAUCAGGCCGCCAAGAUCUUCUACACUAGUAUCUCAAAUUGGGCUAAAUUGGCGACCACCUUGGUGCAUUUGGAAGAUUAUCAGGCCGCGGUGGAGUGUGCACGGAAGGCCAAUAGUGUGAAGGUCUGGAAGCAGGUCAACGAGGCGUGUGUUGCCAAGAAAGAAUUCCGCCUCGCUCAAAUUUGUGGUCUUAACCUCAUUGUCCACGCGGAAGAGCUGCAAGACCUUGUGCGCCAGUACGAACGCAACGGCUAUUUCGAUGAACUCAUUGGGGUUCUCGAGGCCGGUCUGGGCCUGGAGCGUGCUCAUAUGGGCAUGUUUACGGAAUUGGGCAUUGCUCUUUCCAAGUAUCAUCCUGACCGGGUGAUGGAGCACCUCAAGCUCUUCUGGUCGCGCAUCAACAUCCCUAAGAUGAUCCGUGCCUGUGAGGAAGCCAGCCUUUGGCCUGAGCUGGUGUUCUUGUACUGUCACUAUGAUGAAUGGGACAAUGCCGCUCUGGCGAUGAUGGAACGUGCCGCUGAUGCCUGGGAGCAUCACUCGUUCAAGGAUAUCGUCGUCAAGGUUGCCAACCUGGAGAUUUACUACCGUGCACUCAACUUUUACCUGCAGGAGCAGCCCCUACUACUCACGGAUCUUUUGCAGGUGUUGACACCUCGUAUUGACGUCAACCGUGUUGUGCGCAUUUUCCAGGCCUCCGACAAUAUUCCUCUGAUCAAGCCAUUCAUGUUGAACGUCCAAACUCAAAACAAGAGGGCGGUGAACGAUGCCAUCAACGAUCUGCUGAUUGAAGAGGAGGAUUACAAGACGUUGCGUGAUUCUGUGGACAACUACGACAACUUUGACGCCGUGGAUCUCGCGCAACGUUUGGAGAAGCAUGACCUUAUUUUCUUCCGACAGAUUGCUGCCAACAUUUACCGCAACAACAAGCGCUGGGAGAAAUCGAUUGCUCUUUCCAAGCAAGACAAGCUCUACAAGGAUGCUAUUGAGACCGCAGCGAUCUCGGCUAAGUCCGAUGUGGUUGAAGAACUCCUUCGCUACUUUGUGGAUAUUGGUAGCCGCGAGUGCUACGUUGGCAUGCUAUAUGCUUGCUAUGAUCUCAUUCGUCCGGAUGUGAUCUUGGAGAUGUCGUGGCGCAACGGUCUCCAUGACUUCACCAUGCCCUUCAUGAUCAACUUCCUCUGCGAGCAGACGCGGGCGAUCGAGACGCUCAAGAAGGACAACGAGGAACGAAAGAAGCGGGAGGUGUCGCAGAAGACGGAGGAGGACAAUACGCCGAUCUUGGGUGGCUCGCGGCUGAUGCUGACCCAGGGCCCAGCGGCACCUGCGCCAAGUCCCAUGGCAUACCAGCAGACCAACGGGAUCACGCCGCAGGCCACCGGAUUCCGCCCCUUCUAG
Molecule: messenger RNA, 5040 nt
Organism: Aspergillus tanneri
Lineage: Eukaryota; Fungi; Ascomycota; Eurotiomycetes; Eurotiales; Aspergillaceae
Product: clathrin heavy chain
Exons: 6
Coding region: 1-5040 (1679 amino acids)
Biological process (GO): Golgi to endosome transport; intracellular protein transport; receptor-mediated endocytosis
Cellular component (GO): clathrin coat of coated pit; actin cortical patch; clathrin complex
Molecular function (GO): structural molecule activity; clathrin light chain binding
Source: RefSeq, a predicted model, not a curated record